This is a messenger RNA of Leptinotarsa decemlineata (Colorado potato beetle), 1530 nucleotides long. Its product is annotated as glutathione S-transferase 1. NCBI's taxonomy places the organism in Eukaryota, Metazoa, Arthropoda, Insecta, Coleoptera, Chrysomelidae. Gene Ontology annotation, molecular function: glutathione transferase activity. Gene Ontology annotation, biological process: glutathione metabolic process. The record is from RefSeq and is a predicted model, not a curated record.
AAUUUCAUUUGGCAACAUUGUACCACAGUAGGAUGUACGGUGUACGAUUUCUACUUUUCUAUAUUGGUUAUUGUUAUUUAGUGGUCCAAAAGUAGCAGACGUUUCUGUACACACCGAUACAGCUAUUUAUUUUCGCCGAUUAUCUUUGUUUUACCAAAUAUUCUAAAGAAAUGGCUCCAAAAUUGUAUUGGUUCUUAGACAGCCCCCCUGCAAGAGCGGUGGUUCUUGUUGCGAAGCAACUGGAAGUUGAAUUGGAGUUGAUAGAAGUGAAUUUAUCGAAAAGGGAGCAAUACAAACCGGAAUUUCUGAAGAUGAAUCCACUACAUACAAUUCCAGUUUUGGACGACGAUGGGUUCAUUGUUACUGACAGUCAUGCGAUUAUGUCGUAUCUGGUUUCAAAAUACGGCAAUGGAAGUUCUUUGUAUCCAGAAGACGUGAAGAAGCGUUGUUUGGUGGACCAAAGGUUAUAUUUCGAAAGUGGAACGUUCUUCGCAAAUCAUCUCAAAGUUUGUAUACCUGUUCUUUACAAAGGAGAAACAAUCAUACCCUCAGAAGGAUUGACAUCUAUGAUAGAAGCUUAUGAUGUCUUGGAAGAGUAUCUUAGAGGCAGCAACCACGUUGCUGGUGAUGAUCUGACUAUCGCAGACUUCAGCAUCUGGACAACUAUCACGAAUUCCUCUGUUUAUUUGCCAGUUGAUGAAAAUAAGUAUACAAACAUCUCCGCUUGGCUGAAACGAAUGGAGGCUACUCCAAAUAGUGAUUUGAAUAAAGCUGGUGGGGAUAAUAUAGAGAAAAGAUUUGUAAAUGCUCUUAACUUUUUAGUGGUCCAAAGGUUGUUGACGAGUGUGUAUCAUCAUUUAGAAGAAAUGGCUCCAAAAUUGUAUUGGAUCCUUGCUAGCCCCCCCGCAAGAGCAGUAGUUCUUUGUGCGAAACAACUGGGAAUUGAAUUGGAUUUGAUUGAAGUGGAUUUACUCAACAAGGAGCAAUUCAAACCUGAAUUUCUAAAGAUGAAUCCGUUGCAUACCGUUCCAGUAUUAGACGACGAUGGAUUUAUUGUAAGUGACAGUCAUGCCAUUAUGACAUAUCUGGUGUCAAACUACCGCAAGGGAAGUUCUUUGUAUCCAGAAGAUGUCAAGCAGCGGUCUUUGGUGGACCAAAGAUUAUAUUUCGAUAGUGGAACUUUGUUUGCAAACCAUAUUAGAGUUUGUAUUCCUAUACUUUACAAAGGAGCCAAGACCAUAUCUCCAGAUUUACUGACAGCUUUGACAGAGGCUUAUGGUGUCUUGGAAGAGUAUCUUCAAAACAGCAACUACGUUGCUGGUGAUGAUCUGACUAUCGCAGACUUCAGCAUCUGGACAACAAUCACGAAUUCCUCUGCUUAUUUGCCAGCCGAAGAAGACAAGUACCCACACAUCGCAUCUUGGUUGAAACGAAUGGAAGAAACGCCAAAUAAUGAUCUGAAUAAAUCUGGCGGAGAUUUUAUUAGAAAUGUAUUCAAAUCUAUUCUGUCUUAGAGAGUAUAUUGGAAAA